Messenger RNA from Solanum verrucosum, 462 nucleotides. RefSeq lists its product as uncharacterized. The record is from RefSeq and is a predicted model, not a curated record. Bases 1 to 462 code for a protein of 153 amino acids. The transcript has 2 exons. Lineage: Eukaryota; Viridiplantae; Streptophyta; Magnoliopsida; Solanales; Solanaceae.
AUGGCUCCGUAUGAGGCUUUAUAUGGGCGAAGGUGUAUAUCUCAUAAUGGAUGGUAUGAGGUUGGCGAAGUUGAGUUGAUUGGACCAGGUUUGGUUCAUCAAGCCAUGGAGAAGAGGGUUGGUACUAGAACAUAUGAGUUGGAGCUACCACCAGAGUUAGUAGCAGUUCAUCCAGUGUUUCAUAUUUCUAUAUUAAAGAAGUGUUUGAGUGAUCAUGCACUUAUUGUGCCUACUAAGAGUAUUAGAUUAAAGGACGGUCUGUCAUAUGAGGAGAUUCCAGUUCAGAUCAUUCAUCGUCAGGUUCGUAAGUUGAGAACCAAAGAGGUUGCAUUAGUCAAAGACUUGUGGAGGAACCAAUUAGUUGAGGAAGCUACUUGGGAAGCCGAGGAGGAUAUGAAGAAGAAAUGCCAUCACCUUUUUUCCUCUGAUUCAAUUCCAGACCAAGGUACUCACUCUUUGUAA